Messenger RNA from Lagopus leucura (white-tailed ptarmigan), 1747 nucleotides. It is a transcript of the gene KATNA1, whose product is annotated as katanin catalytic subunit A1. The record is from RefSeq and is a predicted model, not a curated record. Gene Ontology annotation, cellular component: microtubule cytoskeleton. Gene Ontology annotation, biological process: microtubule severing. NCBI's taxonomy places the organism in Eukaryota, Metazoa, Chordata, Aves, Galliformes, Phasianidae. Gene Ontology annotation, molecular function: microtubule severing ATPase activity; ATP hydrolysis activity; ATP binding. The coding region runs from base 122 to 1609 and encodes 495 amino acids. The transcript is spliced from 11 exons.
UGGUUCUGGUUCUCUCAGAACGCCAGCCCCGUGAAACGGGAGCAAGUACCGUGGUUGGUUCAGAGUCUUCUGACAAGCUCAGUAUUGAAAACACGAUGUCGUCUGCGUACGGCUCCUCUUCAUGUUGAACAUGAGCCUUGUUAUGAUCAGUGAGAAUGUAAAGCUGGCCCGUGAAUAUGCCUUACUGGGAAACUAUGACUCUGCAAUGGUCUACUAUCAGGGAGUUCUUGACCAGAUAAAUAAAUACCUCUGCUCUGUCAGAGAUGCGUACCUGCAGCAGAAAUGGCAACAGGUUUGGCAGGAGAUAAGUGUGGAAGCCAAGCACGUGAAAGAUAUAAUGAAAACAUUAGAGAGUUUUAAACUAGACAGUACUCCACUGAAAGCUUCACAACAAGAAUUACCGGCUCAUGAUGCAGAAGUCUGGUCUUUGCCAGUACCUGCUGAACGAAGACCUUCACCAGGACCCAGGAAACGUCAGUCCGCUCAAUACAGUGACUGCAGAGGUCACAAUAAUCGUAUAAGUGCAGCUGUUAGAGGCCCUCACCGUCCAUCUUCUCGAAAUCCCAACGAUAAAGGAAAGGCAGUGCGCGGCCGGGAAAAGAAGGAUCAGCAAAAUAAAGGAAAAGAGGAGAAGAACAAAUCCACAUCUGAAAUUUCAGAGUCUGAACCAAAGAAAUUUGAUAGUACUGGAUACGAUAAAGAUUUAGUAGAAGCUUUGGAAAGAGAUAUAAUUUCUCAAAAUCCCAACAUUCGAUGGGAUGACAUUGCUGAUUUAGUAGAAGCUAAAAAACUGCUCAAGGAAGCUGUAGUUUUACCAAUGUGGAUGCCGGAGUUUUUUAAGGGAAUUAGAAGACCAUGGAAGGGUGUGUUGAUGGUUGGUCCUCCUGGUACUGGAAAGACCCUUCUGGCAAAAGCUGUAGCAACUGAAUGCAAGACUACUUUUUUCAAUGUUUCUUCUUCCACACUUACCUCAAAAUACAGGGGAGAAUCUGAGAAACUUGUUCGUUUACUCUUUGAAAUGGCUCGAUUUUAUGCCCCGACAACCAUAUUUAUUGAUGAAAUAGACUCUAUCUGUAGUCGACGGGGAACUUCAGAAGAGCAUGAGGCUAGCCGACGCGUGAAAGCAGAACUGCUAGUUCAAAUGGAUGGUGUUGGAGGAGCCACUGAAAAUGAUGAUCCUUCUAAAAUGGUCAUGGUACUUGCAGCUACUAAUUUUCCAUGGGAUAUUGAUGAAGCCCUAAGAAGGAGACUAGAAAAGAGAAUUUACAUUCCUUUACCAUCAGCAAAAGGUAGAGAGGAACUCCUAAGAAUAAAUCUGCGGGAGCUGGAACUGGCUGAUGAUGUUGACCUUGCAAAUAUAGCUGAGAAAAUGGAGGGUUAUUCAGGUGCAGACAUUACCAACGUAUGCAGAGAUGCAUCGCUGAUGGCUAUGAGAAGGCGCAUUGAAGGCUUGACACCAGAAGAGAUAAGAAAUCUUUCUCGAGAUGAAAUGCACAUGCCAACAACGAUGGAAGACUUUGAAAUAGCUUUAAAGAAAGUUUCUAAGUCUGUAUCUGCUGCGGACAUUGAGAAAUACGAGAAAUGGAUAGUUGAAUUUGGAUCAUGCUGAGUUGUCUUAUCUUGAAGCCGUCUUACAUCUGAAAACAGCUUCAGAAGUAAUCAGUGUGUCAGUGCACUGCAUGCUCUUUUUAACUUUUGUAAUUUAAGAGCAACAGAUAUCUAAAUAAAUACUUUUUUAAAAUGCAAA